CCCCUUUUUACCCUUUUUUUUAAAAAAAAAAAAAAAAAAAAAAAAAAAAUCAAUCGGGAGGCUUCAGCAAAGGUGUUCUCCCAGGCACGUAGCACAUCCUCUUUGAUCUUGACAAGCUAGUGAUUUGGGUUUGUUUGGUUGCAGAAAUUAGGUAACCCCAUGAGGAAUCGGAGCAGAUAGAAAGGGCUCUCUGGGUCAACUGAUUGGGUAUUCAAUUGGGUAUUGUUGUUGGUGUCGAUACGGUUGGUGGUGGUGACAGUGAGGUUGGGCGAUGACAAUGCGAAGGUUUAGUUCUGCGAUGGUUUGGGUCGGUCUCGCGAGUUCAAUAUAGCGUGGGUGUUAUAUUGCGAGCUGCUUUUCAAGCUCGCUAAAUUAGAGGAGCGAGUGAGGGGCAUUUUUGACUGUUGGACUAUAUGAUCUCAUUUAAGUUAGUCCCUCUCUUAACAAAUAUGGGUUUCAAGUACUAUUUAAGCUAGUCCAAUCCAUUGACGCCUUACCAAACACACCCCUCAUUUCGUUCAUAAUUCUCAACAAUCUGACUCACGUGAGAUGCACAUGCCAUUUUUGCAGCGGCGACGAAAAUCAAGUUGCAGACCACAUCCCCGCCGCACCACUUCUGCCCAUCCACACGCCCGCUACCCCGUCGGCGCCUCCUCGACGGCGUAGCCUGAGGAUCAAAUUCUUCAGGCACACUUACAACCUCACUGACUUGAUCAGAUUCAUUUUUUCAAUUCAAUGAAAAUGGCGAUUUUUCAAGCCAGGACGUGGUUCUCUAGAACCUUCUCGACCGUUGCUUCUCAUCCUCUGCGCGUCUGUGUUGUCGGAAGUGGACCUGCUGGCUUCUACACUGCUGAGAAGAUGCUGAAGGCGCAUCAGGAAGCACAGGUGGAUAUCAUUGAUCGUUUGCCAACGCCUUUCGGGUUAGUCCGCUCCGGCGUCGCACCUGAUCAUCCUGAAACCAAGAUUGUGGUCAACCAGUUUACGCGGGUUGCACAACAUGAACGCUGCACAUUCUUUGGAAAUGUAACUCUUGGUUCCUCUGUAACUCUCCCUGAGCUUCGUGAGUUGUACGACGUGGUAGUGCUUGCCUAUGGUGCCGAAAGUGAUAGAGUUCUUGGUAUCCCUGGAGAAGAUUUGAGUGGCGUAUAUGCAGCGAGAGAAUUUGUUUGGUGGUAUAAUGGGCACCCAAAUUGCAGAUACCUAAACCCCGACUUGAAGAGCUCUGAUACAGCUGUAAUUCUUGGUCAGGGCAAUGUAGCUCUUGAUGUUGCACGCAUUCUUUUACGACCAACAACAGAGUUGGCUUCAACUGAUAUUGCGAGCCAUGCUUUGGCAGCCCUUGAGGACAGCUCUAUAAGGAAAGUGUAUCUGGUCGGGAGGCGGGGACCAGCCCAAGCAGCUUGCACUGCAAAAGAGCUGCGUGAAAUUAAUGGUAUCAAAGAUCUGCAGAUUCACAUCAAGGAAGCUGAUCUACUCACAACCCCAGAAGAUGAGGAAGAGAUGAAGAACAAUCGAAUUCGAAAAAGGGUUUAUGAGUUGCUCUCAAAGGCAGCCACGACAAGGGCUUCACACCCCAGUUCAGAUCCACGUGAAUUGCACUUUGUUUUCUUUCGGAAACCAGAUAAGUUUCUAGAAUCUAACGAGAGAAGUGGCCAUGUUUCUGGUGUCAGACUCGAGAAGACAAAACUCAUAGGUGAUAGACCAGGAGAACGAAUGGCUGCAGGUACUGGACUGUUUGAAGAUCUUGGAUGCGGGAUUGUGCUUAAGAGCAUCGGUUACAAAUCAAUACCAGUUGAUGGAUUACCCUUCGAUCAUCGGAAAGGUGUGGUUCCAAAUAUUAGAGGGCGAGUUCUAAGGGAUACAUCCGGAGAUCCUAUGCUGCUCGAGAAGGGUUUGUAUGUAUGUGGAUGGUUGAAGAGAGGACCAACUGGGAUCAUUGCUACAAACCUCUAUUGUGCAGAAGAAACUGUUGCAAGUAUAUCUGAAGACCUUAAGCAAGGAGUAUUGGCAUCAUCAUCUAGCUCAGGCAGGGAGGGUCUCCUCCAAUUGCUUGAUAGUCGAAAUGUUAGAGUUAUACCAUUUGGUGAAUGGGAAAAGAUAGAUUCAGAAGAAAGGAGGCUUGGGAGUUUAAGAAACAAGCCCAGGGAAAAAUUAGCCACGUGGGAGGAGCUUCAGAAAGUAGCAACAGAGUAAAUAUCCAUAUCAGGGUUUCUCUGUUUUCUUUUCUUUUUGUUUUUUUGUUUUCUUAUACUUUUUUUUUUGGGAGCUAGAGGGAUACAUUACAAUUGAAGGAAAAUAAAGAAUAUUGAGAUCAUUUAUUUAUGAAUUUCAGUUAUUAAGCCAUUUUUGGCUGAACAUGAGUAUUUCUUGUUGACUCAUUUGAUGCCCCCUUUCCCCACAAAUAUUUAUAAAUAAUAAAAAAUAAAUGAAAAGCAUUUUGCUAGUU
Messenger RNA from Prunus mume (Japanese apricot), 2446 nucleotides. RefSeq names its product Pyridine nucleotide-disulfide oxidoreductase family protein. Gene Ontology annotation, molecular function: oxidoreductase activity. The record is from RefSeq and is a predicted model, not a curated record. Lineage: Eukaryota; Viridiplantae; Streptophyta; Magnoliopsida; Rosales; Rosaceae.